Messenger RNA from Coniophora puteana RWD-64-598 SS2, 1397 nucleotides. RefSeq names its product alcohol dehydrogenase. The record is from RefSeq and is a predicted model, not a curated record. The coding region runs from base 166 to 1230 and encodes 354 amino acids. The transcript is spliced from 8 exons. Gene Ontology annotation, molecular function: oxidoreductase activity, acting on the CH-CH group of donors, NAD or NADP as acceptor. Lineage: Eukaryota; Fungi; Basidiomycota; Agaricomycetes; Boletales; Coniophoraceae.
GGCAACGCUCAGGCGCCAGGGCCUCAGCAGAGGUCAGCGCUGGCCUCAGCAUUUCCCUCUGAAACCGGCACAACUGACUCUAGUUGCCGGUAGCCUUCAUACAAAACUGAGAAUCGACCUUCGUUCUCCUACACCCCAUUCUACUGGACAACACUACCAGUCGUCAUGUCCCUCCCCAGUACUUUCAAACAGCUCGUGCUGCGUGAGCGUCCUGAAGCCGAGGUUAACUCGAACACGUUUGAACUUCAAACACUUCCAUUGAGCUCGCUGAAAGUGGGCAGAGAGGAAACACUUGUCCAGGUCACUCAUGUCUCUCUCGACCCUGCCAUGCGCGGCUGGCUCGCCGACGUGCGCAGUUACAUCGAGCCCGUGCAAAUAGGUGCAGUUAUGCGCGCAGGGGGUCAGGGAGUCGUUGUCAAGGUUGGGGAGGGGAGCACGUUCAAGGUGGGAGACCGUGUUGGCGGAAUGACUGGAUGGGCGGAGUUCCUCGUGCUUCCCGACAGGAAGCUCACCCUCAUUACGUGCCCCCCAGGAGCCACUCCACUGGAUUUCAUGAACACAUUAGGCGCGCCAGGUACGCUCUUAGUUAGCCUUUUUGGCCUUCAUGAUGUGGGCAAGAUCAAGGCUGGCGAAACCCUUGUGGUAUCUGGCGCCGCAGGUGCUGUUGGCUCUCUUGUCUGUCAACUCGGGAAGAAGGCGGGCGCGACCGUUAUUGCUAUCGCAGGAACACCCGCGAAGUGCGAGUGGCUCGUCAAGGAGGCCGGCGUAGAUGAAGACAAGGUACUCAACUACAAGGACCCUAAGUUCAAGGACAACUUUAGGAAAACCGUUGGCUAUCUAGACGUGUACUUUGACAACGUUGGGGGAGAAAUGCUGGAUCUCGCUAUGAGUCGGCUGAAGAAGAACGCGCGCAUUGUGCUAUGCGGUGCCAUAUCCGCUUAUAACGCUACUGCGAUGGUAGGACCGAAAGGCCUCAGGAACUACCAAGCCUUGAUCGGACAACGUGCUCGUAUGGAAGGUUUUGUUGUGUUUGACUACGCGCACAGAUACGCUGAGGCAAUCCAAGAGAUUGCCAAAGGUGUCGCCGAUGGCUCAAUCAAGCGCAGCUUUCACAUCGUUGAAGGUCUUGAGAAUGCGCCCAAGGCUCUUCCGAUGCUUUACCUUGGCCAAAAUACUGGCAAGCUGAUUGUCAAGAUCUCAGAUGAUCCUCAGCCCAAGGCUAAGAUGUGAAGUUACUUGUUCUUUUGCGACAGCUGAGUUUGCUUGAGGGGAACGCUGCCUGACUUUAGCACUGUUUCAUAUUUAUCAAGUACUAUAUAGUAUGCCGACAUGAUCAUUAAUUCGUGUCGAUAAAUUUACUGGAUUCAAAUCUGUCAAACAUCUUUAUCAUAGCCGCC